AAAAAAACUAGCAAACUUUGCCAGUUGUCUCUCCAAUGUUAAAAUGUGACUUGUUUGAUUGGCCAGGCGAUUUCAUAUGCUUCAAUUCACGUGCCAACAGAAUGUAAAAGUUCAAAGACAAAUAUUAUGACAGUGAAAAACACAACAGAUGGACUUUUGGAUUAAGAUGAAAUUUUUACUCGAGUUCUCUUUAAGGUUGACACACACUAGGGAAACAUGUUGCGGGAACAAGCCCCUUUCGUGUGUACGCUUAGGGACACUCACAGUAUGCCAGCUGGUUUACGCCAAGCAGAUUGAGGAAUAAAAAUGUGUUAUAGCUGGAACAGUUUGCAGGAACAGUGAACAUCGGAUGCCACUUUCAAAAUUGAGGUCAAUUUUUCAAACCAGCCGGAUUUUAUGCACCUGUUGCUGUGACAAAAUUUUUUUAUCCCUGCACAGCGCCUUUUCGCAAAAACGGGCAUGCCACACGAGGAAAACUGUCGCUGCAACAUGUCUUCUGGAGUCCGCCGACCAUAUAGGUUGCUCUACCGUAAAAAAAUAAAAGAAAGAAAGAAAAAAAGAAAACAAAAAAACGCUGAAAAGAAAUUUUACGUGGUGCUAUCUAGAUAAAGGAUUAGGUUGCAUCCGAGAAACUGUAUUGUGCCUAUCAUGUAGACGAGAAGAUACAAGAAACUUUCUGCUUUUGUAUUUCGGCAUUAUUCUAUACCAUUGAUCUUGAGACUAAAAUUAAGUACAUGGAACACGGAUUUUAAAUGCUAACAGUGGAACGUUUCUUGUAUCUUCUGGUUGUUGUCCAUAUCGUAGGCACAAAGCAAUUACUCGUUAGAGCGGUUUUUAAUUGAGUGUGGUAAAACCAAAAUCAAAGUAAUCACUCAAGCCAAUCAUAAAGGACGCAGACAAUGCAGAGAACUUAUCAAAACUGGAAGUAGUUACACGAAGCUGAUAAGAAGCGCGGGAAAACGUGAGCGAACGAGUCACGUUUGAUUUUGGUUUUUCUUCUGAUUGGAUGAAAAAGUGGCGCGAUUUUUUUUUAAGCCAAUCGUGUUGCGUAGUAAGUGCAAAUCCAAUAACGUUUCAAGUAAACACCGUUCUAUGUACUGAAAUAGGUUUAAUACCAGUUAGAGGAACUUGUGCGUUGAUCUUUUGUUAUUUUUUAAAGGAGUUAGCUACAUUCUGUAGUUACAGUAAUGAACUGAAAACAUUUGGCACAAGAAUUCAAAAGUUCGGUAAGUAGUUCGGAAAGUCAGAGAAUAGACAACAUGCACAAUUGAGUUUCAUUACGUUAUUCGCAGAUCGAGUUACAUGCCAAGAGCGAUUUUCACGAAGAAAAAAGAGCGAUCCCUGAAGAUCCAUUUUUAGGUUAGCCACGUGAUUUGGAUAAAAAUAUUUUCAUAGAAAUAUCACAUUAAGUGGCUGUCGAUUAUUUGAGGCUGGUUUUCUCUAGCGUGUAAGCAAAAGGACAAGCCGACAUACGCAGACGCCGUAAGAUGCUGAUAAUUUUAACAAAUCGAAUGUGGUUUAGCGUUGUCUGGACAGCGGCAAAUUAGCCAAUCAGAUUGCGAGAUUAGUAGCAAUUGUGGUAAAAAGUGCCUUUUCCUAACAAAAGGUGUUAAUUAUCAGCAUUUUACUGCGUCGGCGUAUCAGCGGGUAUGUCGACUUGUGCUUGUACUUAUGCGCGAGUGAAAACCAGCCUUAAGAACUUUAACAAUGGAUUUUACCAGACUAAAAUGUCAGCCAGUGAUAAGAAAGCAAAUUAUUGAAAACAGAAAUAGAGUUUAGUCCUGCGUUACGAUUCUUAAUUAAAAACAGAGUAACAAAUUGUAGCACCAUGAAAUGGAAUUUUAAAGAGAGAGCAUUUUUACGUUGUAAAUAUUUUCAUGUUCUCCAGAUAUUACCUCGUAACAUAAGGAAUAAUGAUACAUGUAAUAUCUGCAAUUUUACGCUAAUAAAUUUUUUAUUUUGUGUUCACUAAGCAGUUUGUAACAAGUACAUUUUUAAUUUGACUGAGUGAAGAAAAUCAGGGGCGACUCGUUGCCUUUUUCGAAGCAUUCAAAAGCCUAAACCAAUCUUGAGUUGGCUUACGCGCGUUCCAGUAUCGCGCCACAGAAACCGGUUACACCUGUUUGCUUCGACUUGUGAUUGGCCCAAGGUGUUGCCUGUGUACGUGCACGUGUAUCUGUGACGGAACAAGCGUAAUUUUGGUAGGGAACCUGUCCUUUGAGCCCUGUCUUUGUAGAAAUUAAGAGCUAUGACUUGUCAAAAUGUAUCCAUUUAAACUACUAUCACCUGUAUAUAACGUGUAUGGAACAAACCAUGGAGAAGAAGGCUGAAGUUUUGUUCAUAAAUCCCUCAGGCACUUUACUGUAGGUUUCUCUUCAGCUCACUCGGCAGUGAAGCCCAAUCGAAAAUUGCUUCAUAAUAUGUUUUGUUUCUGCCUCAUUCCGUUUUUGGCCUGAUAUCUUUGAGCAUGUAACCAUUUAGUAUGUGUUCGUUCUGUUGCGGUUGCGUUUCGUAGUGUUGUCUGUCCUUUUCUUUGGUCAAAAAUAGCUCUUUGUUUUGUGCUAUAGCAUCGGUGUCAUAAAUUAAAUGCAUCCGCAAUCAAUCAAAUGUUGUCAUUCAUGGAUAGUUACACAGUAUCCACGAGUUUGAUAAUUCCCCGAUUUGCAGGUAAAUUGUAACUAGAGCGUUUAUUUGCCAUACCGCCUCUUUUCAACGAUCACUGAUUGCUUCGAGUUAUAGACAAAACUUGAUAACAAUGCUGACAAUGUAGAAAGCUCAAGUCAAUUAGAGGUGAGGGUCAGUUUGGAUAAUAGUUUACACUCGUCUUGGCACUGAUUUCCUGUCCAACUGUCAAUCUUGACUUUGAUUACGUGAAUUUCUCAUUUACAUAACAACUGGUUGGAAUUCAUUGGAGCAGAAGAACGAAAAAGCUGUAAAAUGUAGUCGGGAAGUAACCUCAAACGUGCCGACUUUUCGGCAGAGCAUGCCUCGCGUACGUUCAUCGAAACUAGAGGAGCUAGAUUGAUUUCACUGAGAAUGGGGAGUGCGGCGAGCGUGAAUAAUGCUUAUAGCAACGGAGAGCAGAAUGGUAAAUUACAGCGCAGUCCCACGGCCAGCACGACUCAACUCAAACGAGAACUGAAGGAGAAAGAUGACUUUUUGCAGCGUAAGGACGCGGAGUUACAGCAUCGCCAACGAAUCAUCGAAGAAAAAGAUGCCGAGUUGGGUAAAUUGCGAAAGGAAAUUCACGAGCUCAAAUGCGUCGUUCAACAAACAGCCUCGAAAACCAGCAUUUUGUCUACCAUUCACGAGGACGGCGACAUGGCUGUGAACUCCAAACCACGAAAAGCUUUGAGAUCAAGCCGAAAGGAGAAACGAAUGGCAGUGAGCGGAGAGAGCAGUUCAAAGGCCGAAGAAGAGACGAAGAAGGAACUGCAGCGCCAUCCUAAAGACUUCAGAUCGAAACAGCUGAUCAAGGAUGCCAUCAAUGAAAACGAUUUUCUGAAGAACUUGGAAGCAGCCCAAGUGCGUGAGAUAGUGGACUGUAUGUACCCCAAGAAUUACAACAAGAACGAUAUGAUUGUAAAGGAAGGAGACAUUGGACAGGCGCUGUAUGUUAUCGCUGAGGGCCGCCUUGAAGUGACAAAAGAUGGUGAAGUAUUGGGUGAAAUGAACGGCGGAACUGUUUUCGGCGAGUUGGCCAUCUUAUACAACUGCAAACGGACAGCAUCUGUGAAAGCUAUAAACAGUGCCAAGCUAUGGAUUAUCGAUCGCCUUGUGUUUCAAACCAUCAUGAUGCGAACUGGUAUGAUGAGACAGGCUGAACAUAUUGCAUUUCUCAAAAGUGUUCCUCUUUUGAAGAACUUGUCGGAUCAAGAAUUUGCCAAACUUGGAGAUGUUUUAGAAGAGGAUUAUUACCAUGGAGACGACUUUAUAAUCCGCGAGGGUGAAAGAGGCGACACAUUUUAUAUCAUAAAUAAGGGCUCGGUGAUCGUUACUCAAAGGGUUGCGGGACAUGACGAGCCUCAGGAAGUCAGAAGGCUCGCAAGGGGAGACUACUUUGGCGAGAAAGCUCUUCUAAGUGAAGAUCGCAGAACUGCCAACGUAAUCGCUGAACCACCUGGAGUGGAAUGCCUGGUUGUUGAGCGAACUGCAUUUAAGGCUUUGAUUGGUAACCAUGACGAACUAAGACAGAAAGAUUACGGAGAUGAAGAGCGAGGUGCAAGGAGGUGUCAUUCUUCCUCUAAACUUGAUUCAAGUCCUUACGAAGAAAGGAAAAUUUCAAAGCAGUUUGAGGACUUGACCCUCGAUGAAUUGGAAGUUAUCGCUACCCUCGGAAUGGGUGGAUUUGGACGCGUGGAACUGGUCCAAAAUGUUAAGGAUAAGCAGACGUACGCUCUGAAGUGUCUGAAGAAAAAACACAUCUUGGACACACGACAACAAGAACACAUCUACUCCGAGAAGAAAAUCAUGUCUCAAGCACACUCUCCCUUCAUUUGCAGGUUAUAUCGAACCUUCAAGGAUCGCAAGUACGUCUAUAUGCUGCUGGAAGUUUGUCUGGGUGGAGAGCUGUGGACUAUACUGAGGGACAGGGGCUUUUUUGAUGAUUCUACCGCUCGUUUCCUCGUUGCCUGUGUAGUGGAAGCAUUUGAAUACCUCCAUUCCAGAGGCAUCGUCUAUCGAGACUUAAAGCCGGAAAAUUUACUUUUGGACAAAGAUGGCUACGUGAAGCUGGUGGACUUUGGUUUUGCCAAAAGGAUUGGGUUCGGAAGAAAGACAUGGACAUUUUGUGGAACGCCAGAGUAUGUUGCGCCAGAAAUUAUCCUCAAUAAGGGCCAUGACUUGUCUGCAGAUUGCUGGUCCUUGGGAAUAUUGAUCUUUGAGCUCCUUACUGGAAGUCCGCCAUUUUAUGGUUCUGACCCCAUGAAGACAUACAACAUUAUUCUCCGAGGUAUGGACGUGAUAGAGUUUCCCAAAAAGAUCGGACGCAAUCCUCAGAAUCUUAUAAGAAGGCUUUGUAAGGAAAGCCCCACCGAGAGACUGGGAUAUCAAAAGGAUGGUCUCACGGACGUCAAAAAACACAAAUGGUUCCAAGGUUUUCACUGGCAAGGGUUACUAGAGCGGACUCUUGAACCUCCCAUAAAGCCAAAGGUGAAAAACGCAACGGAUUACGGUAAUUUCGACCAUUAUGCGAAAGACAUGGAUGUACCCCCUGAUGACCUGUCAGGCUGGGACGAGAACUUUUAAUACACCUUGGAAACUACAAAAGAAACAGCAAUAUAGCUUAUAAAAACCGGGGAUAUUCAAUAUCAAAUAAUUGUACGUGGAAGGGAAAUAUUUAAAACAAAGAAUGUUAUUCAACUCUUGAAACCCAGUUUCAAGAGUACAGAAACUUAUAUUUGUAAAUUAUUUAUUUAUGAAAACCUGAAAAAAAAAUAGCUGGUAUUUGGUCAUAAAAUCAUGGUUGCC
Orbicella faveolata is the source of this 5469-nucleotide messenger RNA. Its product is annotated as cGMP-dependent protein kinase 1-like. The record is from RefSeq and is a predicted model, not a curated record. Gene Ontology annotation, biological process: protein phosphorylation. Gene Ontology annotation, molecular function: ATP binding; cGMP-dependent protein kinase activity. Lineage: Eukaryota; Metazoa; Cnidaria; Anthozoa; Scleractinia; Merulinidae.